Molecule: messenger RNA, 594 nt
Organism: Penicillium cinerascens
Lineage: Eukaryota; Fungi; Ascomycota; Eurotiomycetes; Eurotiales; Aspergillaceae
Product: med21 domain-containing protein
Exons: 2
Coding region: 1-594 (197 amino acids)
Biological process (GO): regulation of transcription by RNA polymerase II
Cellular component (GO): mediator complex
Molecular function (GO): transcription coregulator activity
Source: RefSeq, a predicted model, not a curated record
AUGGCGGACAUCCUCACCCAGCUGCAAACUUGUCUUGACCAGCUUGCAACUCAAUUCUACGCAACGCUCGGCUAUCUCACCACCUACCAUGACAAUUCCCCGGCUAUCCCACCUCCAAAUGUCCCCAACGCCGCACCAGCCCUAGCUAGGAUCUCCAAGAAUACAAACGCACCACCAGUCCCUGCCUCCGUGGCAGCAGGCGCAGCAGGUGACGGCGCAGCACAAACAUCACCAAUUCCCCCACCCACCCAACAACCCGGCACAGCAGGAGAAACAGGCGAAGCUGAAGGGGACCCGAAUCUCCCACCGCAACCCGAUUCGCCCCGCACAUUUGCAGCUCGUCAGCGCGAGCUGGCGCGCGAUCUUAUCAUCAAGGAGCAGCAGAUUGAGUACCUAAUCUCUGUGCUGCCCGGUAUCGGUGCCUCCGAGGCAGAGCAGGAGUCAAGGAUACGUGAGCUGGAGACGCAGCUACGGGAUGUGGAGAAGGAGCGUAUGGCCAAGACAAAGGAGCUGCGGAGAUUGAGGGGCAGGCUGGAGAGUGUUCUUGGGGCUGUUUCGGUGGGGAUUUAUGGGGAUAAGGAAUACCAAAGGUGA